Molecule: messenger RNA, 1599 nt
Organism: Aegilops tauschii subsp. strangulata
Lineage: Eukaryota; Viridiplantae; Streptophyta; Magnoliopsida; Poales; Poaceae
Source: RefSeq, a predicted model, not a curated record
AUGUUCUCGUCUCUGGCGCCGGCGGCGGCGGCCUCCAAGAACGCGGACGGCGACGAGGGGCGCCGAAGCGGCCCGGCGUCGCCGGAGAGGCUGCGCCACAUGCACGCGGACGUGGCCGAGCUGCUCCGGGCCAACACCACCCCACGCCGCCGGCGGCCGAAGAAGCCGGUGCCGGCCGCGCCCGCGGAGGAGCGCCGCCACGCGCGCUACGGCUGCGCGUUCGAGGAGGAGGCGCUGGCGGAGGGCGGGUUCGCGCCGCCACGGAUGGUGUGGGCGAAGGUGAAGGGAUACCCGCGGUGGCCGGGCCAGGUGUUCGACCCGGCGGACGCGUCGAAGCAAGCGCUGCGCGAGCGCAAGCGGGGGCCGGACGGGGCCGCCCUGGUCGCCUGCUUCGGGGACGGCUCCUUCGUGUGGGCCGGCGCGGCGGACCUCACCCCGCUCCGCCACGACUUCCCGCGCCUCGCCGCCGUCGGCCUGCGUAGCAGCCACAAGGCCGAGUUCGCCCUCGCCCUGGACGACGCGCUGGCCGAGGUCGCCCGCCGCGUGGACGCCGGUCUCUCCUGCGGGUGCCCCGGCGCCGCCGCCGCCGCUAGGAAGCAGCUGUUUCCGAACUCCGGCCUCCGCAGAGGCGCGUCCGGCGCCGCGGUGGACGCCGGCUUCGCCCGGGGCGCGCUCCGCGGCGAGGCGCUCGUCGCGUACGUCGGCGCGCUGGCGGUGGCGCCGGGGGAAGGCGCCGACAGGCUCGACCACGCCGUCACCGCGGCACAGCUGGCAGCGUUCGACCGAUGGAGAGGCAAGACCGUCAUCGUGUCCGCCGCGCCUGCAAGCCGCGCUGCGACUCCCAAGAGGACGACAAGGGCAAGGGGCCAAGACGAUGGCGGCAUGCUGCUCUCCGCGACGCCACGUGCACGCCGUGCAACUACCCCCAAGCGAGCAAGGCCCACGGGACAAGACGACGGCGCCGGCGGCUCCGCCAUGGUGUUCUCCGCGACGCGCGUGAGCCGCACCACAACCCCGAGGAGGGCAAGGGCAAGGGGGCAAGACGGCGGCGACGCCUCCGCCGGCAACCGGGUCAUGACAAGGUGCGCGCGCGCGGCCGCCGCGGCGGACGCGGCCUUCGUUCGGAACGUGUUCCGCGGCGAUGCGAGCGUGGAGCACUACGCCUCCGCGAAGGGCCUGACGCCGCAUGCCGGAGCCGAGCGGCGCGACCUCGCCAUCGCCGUCGCCACGCCGCAGCCGAGGGCCGUCGCCGCGUGGAGGGGCGCCCCAAGCCUCCUCCCCGACGAGCAGACCGCGACCCACGACGCCACCGAGGGCGCCGCGAACGCCAAGGCCAAGAUGAUGGCAAGAUCGACGGGAGGCGAGGACUCCGCCGGCGACCCCGGCAAGUGGAGGACGACGAGCUGCAUCAGCUCAAGGGAGGAGAACUCGGGGUGCGAGGACGACGUCGUCGACGACGAUGAUGCCACGGGAUCGGAGUGCUCCUCCGAGGCCCCGUCCCAUGAGACGACGGUGAGCAGCAGCAGGUGGAAGGAUCGCGUGAUUUUCCUGCAGUUCAUGGCCAUCGUUGUGCUCCUCUGCCGGCUGACGAUGGAGUAG